Microplitis demolitor is the source of this 1146-nucleotide messenger RNA. It is a transcript of the gene mRpS35, whose product is annotated as 28S ribosomal protein S35, mitochondrial. Gene Ontology annotation, biological process: mitochondrial translation. Gene Ontology annotation, molecular function: structural constituent of ribosome. The record is from RefSeq and is a predicted model, not a curated record. Gene Ontology annotation, cellular component: mitochondrial small ribosomal subunit. Bases 102 to 1112 code for a protein of 336 amino acids. The transcript is spliced from 3 exons. Lineage: Eukaryota; Metazoa; Arthropoda; Insecta; Hymenoptera; Braconidae.
GCAAUUGAUUAUUUUUACUCGACACCGGAGUCGCGGUGAUGUUUGGAGUUGAAAAUAUUUUUUAUUUAAUUUACAUAUAUUUUUUAUAAAUAAAUAAAUAAAUGAUGGCAGUUUUUCGUAUUGCUGAGAGGUGUUCGAUAUCAUCGUUUAUUAAAAUACCUGGUGUAGCUUACACGUCAUCGGCGGCAAAAACUCCAGCAGAUAAACCUGAAUCUACAGGUGAAUUCCGAGUGUUUCAAUUGAUACCAAAAAAAGAAGAAUUUGUAAAAACUAAAAUUAAUCGGAUAGAAAUACCCCCGCGGUCGGAUCAAAUGGCUGUUGAUCAAGACUGGCCGUCAGUAUGGCCAGCUGCAAGGACAUUUCAUCCAGCAGUGGUGCCGUUGCCCAUCCGUCAGGGAUAUCCUAAAAAAAAUGAAGCGCCUCCGAGCAAGUGGGGAAAUAUGGAGCUGAUGAAAAUACCAAAUUUUCUCCAUCUGACACCACCAGCUAUAAGAAGACACUGCGAGGCUUUGAAACAAUUCUGUACUGAGUGGCCAGUCGGCUUGGAGACAAAUGAAAAAUGCGACAAACAUUUUCCUCAGGAGUACAUUUACUCAGAUUACUGCUACUCCUCUCCGACAAUACGAGAUCCGUUAUCGAGAAUCGUGACAUUGAGAAUUAAAGUAUCAGCUUUGAAACUUAAUCCUCGUGCUAAAGAUAAACUUUUGCGAUUACUCGGUCCUAGGUACGAUGAAAAAACUGAUUAUUUGACUAUCGUGACUGAUAGAUGUCCUACGAGGAAACAAAAUCGCGAUUAUGCUGACUAUCUUUUGACUGCAGUCUACCAGGAAUCUUGGCGAGUGGAGCCAUGGGAGCUGGAAAAAACACUAGCAGAUAUGGAGUAUUACGACUGGGAUAAAAAUGUAAGCCGGAAAAAUCUAGUGUCCAUUCGUGCAUGGCCCGGAGAUCCACCAGAAGAUCUUGACUACGAAACAAUUCCUAAUGUUACCGAGUAUAAGAUUGCAGUAACGGAUCUUAUCAACGUCGGAGAAGAUCAUUUUACUGUUAAUAAAUAUCGUGAAUCAGUUAAAAAUUUAUUGCACUUAAAAAAAACUCAAGCUAAUUCUAAUUAAUUAAAUAAACUAAAAUUAAUAUACAUAAAUAUAA